AUGAGACUCAAUAAUAAUAUUUCAAAGAGAAAGCAUUACAUUUGCACAGUCAGGGAUUCUAAAAAUCAUCUGGUCGCUAUCAAAAAAGAGCUUAAAAAGGAUCUUAAGAAAUGUAGAGUUUUCAAUACCCUAGGAGCCGUUACAAGCAUUCUAGGGACUGCGCUUAUUUUUACCCCUUUAACACUUUUAGGCGCUGGAGCUGUAAUUUUAGGAGGAGGGACUUCUAUUGGAUCAAAAAUAGUUCGAAGAGUACUUGAAGGCGAUGCACUUGAAGAAGUAAGAAAAGUAUUGAUAAAAGAAGAAAAAGCACAAAUUUCUUGCGAAAUUUCAGAAGAUGAAUUCGAUCAUUUCAUGUUAGGACUCGAAAGUAUUGUAUUUCAAGUGGGUCUGCUUGCUACAACAGCACUUAAAAGUAUAGAUUUUACAAACUCAAAAGUUGUAAAAAAAGCUCAGAUGAACUUUGCAGAGGGAACUAUCAGGCUAUCAACUAUUGAUAUAAUUGCAACAUGGGUAAUAGAGAGUGCAACUCUGAGAAAAAUUAAGGAGGAAAUUAAGAAAAGAGAGAAAAUAAUUGACGAGAUGGUGAAAGAGAUUGAGUAUCUUGAGAGACUUUGGCCUUAA
Molecule: messenger RNA, 621 nt
Organism: Blepharisma stoltei
Lineage: Eukaryota; Ciliophora; Heterotrichea; Heterotrichida; Blepharismidae
Source: the annotation of a GenBank genome assembly